GAUUCGAAUAAUCGUAAAGAGAGAAUAAAAUAUUAAAAAAAAAAAAGAAGAAAGAAAGCAAAGCAGAGGUGAGUGAGGGAAAAAUCGAGGAAGAAGGAAUGAGUGCCACUGCUACUCUAACUCCAAACUUGUUUGGGGGUUACUACACCACCAAUACCAUCAUCGCUUCAUCUUCAUAUCUAUUCUAUCCACAUCCACAUUUUUAUUCUUCUUUCAACAAGGACAAGCCAAACCCUAAUUUCAAUGCCUUCUCCUCCACUUUGUCUGCGUCUCUCUCGCCCAAACCCAAACAAUCCCUCUCAACACGGACAACGUGUCAUUAUGGACAUAAUAACAUGAAUAGAGAUCAAGAUCCCGAUUACCAAUUCCAGAAUGGUCCAGGCUUAUUUGAUUCCGAUGAAGAACGCACUCAAAUUCCAACCCAGGUUCAAACUAUGGUCGAAGGUUCAGGUUCCAUCAGGGUAUCCGACUACAACCCUGCUCCUGAUGUUGAUUAUCUACAGGAGUUAUUGGCUAUUCAACAACAAGGACCUAGAGCUAUUGGCUUUUUUGGAACACGGAACAUGGGAUUCAUGCACCAGGAACUAAUUGAGAUUCUUAGCUAUGCCAUGGUUAUAACUAAAAACCACAUAUACACAUCUGGAGCAUCUGGGACCAAUGCAGCUGUUAUUCGGGGUGCUUUAAGAGCAGAGAAACCUGAGUUGCUUACAGUUAUAUUACCCCAAAGUUUAAGCAAACAGCCUCCAGAGAGUCAGGAGCUGUUAUCCAAGGUGAAAAAUGUGAUAGAGAAGCCCUAUAACGAUCAUCUACCUCUUUUAGAAGCCAGCAGGCUAUGUAAUAUGGAUAUCAUUUCACACGUCCAGCAAGUCAUCUGCUUUGCUUUCCAUGACAGUAGGUUGCUCAUGGAAACUUGUCAAGAAGCAAAAAAUUUGCGGAAAAUUGUGACUCUCUUCUACCUUGACUGAGGCAAUUUUUAUCCCUGUGUACACAUUAUUUCUGUGCCUAAUGUGGGGAUUGGGAGGGUAAUGCUUAUUUUUUUGUUUGUAAUUAUCACUUUAUGCGAAAUGUCAUAUUGCUUUACUUGCCUCUUUGAAGUUUAGUUAGAAAGGUAAUUUAACCACGUUCUAGGAGAAUGGUAGAAUGGUUGUAGAUUUCAUUUUAAAACGUAGGACGUUGUCACUCCUACAUAACUACUGAAAACUCUAUUUUUGGAAGUGUGCAUUUGUGUUACACAAACCGAUUCCAAGCACACUUUUGAACAGUUAA
Molecule: messenger RNA, 1266 nt
Organism: Medicago truncatula (barrel medic)
Lineage: Eukaryota; Viridiplantae; Streptophyta; Magnoliopsida; Fabales; Fabaceae
Exons: 6
Coding region: 99-965 (288 amino acids)
Source: RefSeq, a predicted model, not a curated record